Messenger RNA from Aspergillus glaucus CBS 516.65, 1597 nucleotides. Its product is annotated as putative mitochondrial methylglutaconyl-CoA hydratase (Auh). The coding region runs from base 480 to 1406 and encodes 308 amino acids. Lineage: Eukaryota; Fungi; Ascomycota; Eurotiomycetes; Eurotiales; Aspergillaceae. The record is from RefSeq and is a predicted model, not a curated record. Gene Ontology annotation, cellular component: mitochondrion. Gene Ontology annotation, biological process: fatty acid beta-oxidation. The transcript is spliced from 2 exons. Gene Ontology annotation, molecular function: enoyl-CoA hydratase activity.
ACAGGAUUUCUACCAAUCGUGAAGACUGUGUAUGGACCGGGAAUAAGGGUGGUAAUAAUCUACCAUAUGAUUACUCUCUGAAAGACCUGGAUAUCGCACCGGGGACUACACCUGUUGGAUUUUAUGCAACCAAGGUGAAUCAUAACCCUGAGAACCCUGGGGGAAAUAACACCGGUACAGUCGUUCUUGAGGUUAUAUCGGCAGCUGUUAAAUAGCGAGACAUGUACUUGCUUUGGUAUAGCUGUUAGCAGAAUACAACUCUUUCUUGCCAUAGCUAUUCGUGUGUACAUACUGUAGUAGAUAGUCGGUUAUGCACGGGUUCCUUCUCCCCGCAAAAAGCUUUCCCCACGCCGCCUUGCGGAUUUCGGAGCUCUGUUCCUCGGGACGACAAUUCUCAACCACCUCUCUUCUUUAAACCAUCCGCUCCCUCACUGGCUAUUAUAUUCAAUAAAUUCAUUAGGUACCCGUACCACAACAAAAUGGCACCUCGAUUAAUCCACCUCUCCUCUCCCCUCCUCCGAACCACCUCCGUACAGUCCUUCCGCAUCACCCUCACAAGACACUCCUACAGCACCAGCUCCGACAAUGACGUGAUCAAAACUCAGCAAAUCCCAGCUCCUGGCUCGGGAAAUAUCCGUGUCCUGCUUCUGAACAGACCCAAUGCUCGGAACGCGCUCUCGAAAAGCCUGCUGGAUAGUUUGACGAAGCAAGUGCAGUCGAUAUCGGCCGAGGGGGGCACGGGCCCGACGAGGGCACUGAUUCUUGCCAGUAGCUCGGAUGAGGCCUUUUGCGCGGGCGCGGACUUGAAGGAGCGUGCUGGAAUGAGCAAGGCUGAAGUGGGUGAAUUCCUCGCCAAACUCCGAGGCACAUUCCGCGACAUCUCUGCACUCCCAAUUCCCACCAUCUCCUCGAUCUCCUCCGUCGCUCUGGGUGGCGGUCUCGAACUCGGCCUCACAACCCACUUCCGUGUCUUCAGCUCCUCGACCAUCGUCGGUCUCCCAGAAACCCGUCUAGCCAUCAUCCCCGGCGCAGGAGGUACCUACCGUCUACCCGCGCUCAUCGGAGUAAACCGCGCACGGGACAUGAUCCUCACAGGCCGUCGCGUGUCGGGUCCCGAAUCCUACUUCAUCGGACUGUGCGAUCGUCUGGUCGAGGUGUUGCCGGAAGAAGAGCAACAGGAAGGUGUGGCGCGGGAGAAGGUGUUGAAGGAGAGUAUCAAGUUGGCUAUGGAUAUCUGUGAGGGAGGUCCUGUGGCUAUUAAGGAAGCGUUGAGCGCUGUGCAGGGGUAUCAGCGCGGGGAGGCAGCGGAGAAUGAAGCUUAUGAUGGAGUUAUGGAGACGGACGAUCGAAUUGAGGCUCUUCGGGCGUUUAUUGAGAAGAGGAAGCCUGCGUUCCGUGGUCGGUGAGAUGUUGUGAUUAGGCCAAGGCUUGCUUGUUUGUGGUCUGUAUUGGCCGCUACUUGAAUUGUAUAUUCUUAUUGUCUAAGUGUCCAGUCUGUGCGCAGGAUUAGUUUUUUUGCUCACUAACUAGUUAUAUGACUUGCUGAUCUAUCUGUGCUCAUAUUCUCGCUAUUUUACCAUCGAGUGUUUCAGCAUAA